CGCGUGGAGACUGGCUCCCAGGUCUUCCGGGAGGACGCUGGCGUCGCAGCGGGCGGAAGUGGCGCCGCUUGUUUGAAAUCAGCUUAGUCGGCUUCAGCCGGCCGGAGCCGCCGAGUGCCAUGUCUACCCCUCCGCUGGCGCCCGGGGGCAUGGCGCCGGGACCCUUCGGCGGUCCGCAGGCGCAGCAGGCCGCGCGCGAGGUCAACACGGCCACGCUGUGCCGCAUCGGGCAGGAGACGGUGCAGGACAUCGUGUACCGCACCAUGGAGAUCUUCCAGCUGCUCAGGAACAUGCAGUUGCCAAAUGGUGUCACUUACCAUACUGGAACUUACCAAGACCGGUUAACAAAGCUACAGGACCAUCUUCGCCAGCUUUCUAUUCUCUUCAGGAAGCUGAGGUUGGUCUAUGACAAGUGUAAUGAGAACUGUGGCGGAAUGGAGCCCAUUCCCGUUGAGCAACUCAUUCCAUAUGUGGAUGAAGAUGGUUCAAAGAACGACGACCGGGCCGGGCCACCUCGCUUUGCCAGCGAAGAGAGACGAGAAAUUGCAGAAGUAAAUAAAAAACUCAAACAGAAGAAUCAACAGCUGAAGCAGAUUAUGGAUCAAUUACGGAAUCUCAUCUGGGACAUAAAUGCCAUGUUGGCAAUGAGGAACUAAACUGAUACUUAAAUCUCUUGCACUACUCCUGUGAUACAAUUGGAUCUCCCCCUCAGGAAUAAUCCUUUGAGGAGGAUUACUUAUCUCUUUAUUUUACUGGCUAACUCUAAAGUUCCUGUUUCCACUUUAAAGUUUUCACUGGCUUUGUUUGUUUGUUUGUUUAAUGCCCUUGGUUCUAUAGAAGAUUAUUGUAAUAGCCUUUGAUAGGGUGUGAGUUUUGGUUAAUCUUCAUGAAUUGAAUAAUUGCUUUUUAAAGGCAAAAUAUAGUUUAAUAAAUAAAUUUUUAAACAUAACCAGUGUUGUUGCUUGUUUUAGUUACCCUUUUCAAAGAGAGGCAAAGGAUAAAUAUUUUAGUGUAUUAAAAUACCAACCAAAGUUUAUCUCUGAAAGAAAUUCAUUAAAAUUAAAAAUAUAUUACUACCUAAGCUCCUUUCUUAAUUCAGUUUUUUUCCUUUAUUUUCUUUUAUUUAAAUACCAUUUAUUUUACAUAUCAAUUUGUUUUCAAACCAGUUAGAAUAAGAAAAUACUUUGUUGCUCAAUCACUUUUAUCAGGUUCUUCAAGUAUUUUUCUGAAUUAGAAUGAGAGAGGCCAUUUGAAGAAGAUACAGUCUGGUCACAGAUUCGCGCUUAGCUGCCACCUGCCUUGGACCUAGUAGCAGGGGACUGCCUGUCAGUGACAUCCUAGCCCCAAGUAUGUUUCCAUACACUGCACUUUAAAGAGUUCUAAUCUAGACUAUUGUUAGGACAGUAGUUCUCAACCUUCCUAAUGCUGCGACCCUUCAAUACAGUUCAU
This is a messenger RNA of Onychomys torridus (southern grasshopper mouse), 1449 nucleotides long. RefSeq names its product mediator complex subunit 30 (gene Med30). The transcript has 4 exons. Bases 120 to 656 code for a protein of 178 amino acids. NCBI's taxonomy places the organism in Eukaryota, Metazoa, Chordata, Mammalia, Rodentia, Cricetidae. Gene Ontology annotation, molecular function: transcription coregulator activity. Gene Ontology annotation, biological process: positive regulation of DNA-templated transcription. Gene Ontology annotation, cellular component: mediator complex. The record is from RefSeq and is a predicted model, not a curated record.